AUGAUCAUCCGUUUUCGCUCCAAAGAUGGCAUGGUGAGAGUCAAAGUUGAGCAAACUGAUCCAUUCUCAAAGGCUUUGAACGAGGUUGCUGCCAAGUAUUCCAUAAAAGACCCUGAGCUGGUUUUCGUCAGCGAUAAGCCGAACGAAAGAGGAACUAACGCCACAGACCUUGCCGAUAGGUCCGUCGAAGAUCUAAAUUUGAAAAAUGGUGAUAUAAUCUUCUUGACAUACGAAUCUUCUGAGCUGCAAGCUUCAUCCGAGGGCCUGGGAGCCAGUAGAGAUCAGCAGACGGUACCUGUGAGAGAUACCACUCCGGCACCAAAAGCAGUGAAGCAACAUCCUGUUGACGAUUUGCUCGACAAGGAAGAAGGUCUCAUCAGAAGAUCUAAGUCGAAUUUAUGUAAUCAUGGCGACAGAGGUAUGUGUGAGUACUGCUCGCCUUUGCCGCCUUGGGACAAAAACUAUUUGAAAGAACAGGGAAUCAAGCAUAAGUCAUUCCAUGCCUAUUUAAAGGAAAUGAAUGAACAACAAAAUAAUUUUAGCAAGGCAUCUUCUUACAUUGCUCCAUUACAAGAUCUCAAUUACGCCAUCAACUUACGUUGUCCCGGUGGACACGCUCCAUACCCGGGAGGGAUUUGCUCAAAGUGUCAACCAGCACCAAUCACGCUCCAGCAGCAACCAUUCCGUAUGGUUGAUCAUGUCGAAUACGCUGAUCAUUCCAUUCUCAACACCUUCAUCGAUGUUUGGAGACAAGCCGGAGUUCAAAGAUACGGCGUUCUCUACGGUAGAUAUGAGCCUUUUCAAAAGGUUCCUCUUGGCAUUAAAGCAGUGGUUGAGGCUAUCUAUGAACCUCCACAGCUGGGUGAGUUCGAUGGCAUUACCCUCCUUCCUUGGGAGAACGAAGCAGAUGUUGAUAAAGUCGCCCAAGCACUUGGCUUGCAGAAAGUCGGUGUAGUCUUCACCGAUUUGACGGAUUCAGGCCGCAAAGAUGGGUCAGUUUUGUGCAAGCGUCAUAAAGAAUCUUACUUUUUGUCAUGCGUCGAAGUUAUGAUGGCUGCGAAGAAUCAAGUUGCUCAUCCAAACUACAGCAAGUACUCUGAGACUCAGGACUUCUCUUCCAAGUUUGUUACUUGCGUCAUAACAGGAAACCUCAAUGGGGAGAUUGAGCCCCACUCGUAUCAAGUUUCUCGCAGUGCUGAGGGUCUUGUCAAGGCUGACAUUAUUUCUGCCUCUACGCAUCCCAACAUGCUUUGCAUCAAUAAAACACAAGGUUCAAGAUACGUUCCUGAUGUAUUCUACUCAAAAAUCAAUGAGUAUGGUUUGGAGGUCAAGGAAAAUGCCAAACCAGCGUUUCCAGUCGAGUUCUUGUUAGUAACUCUUCUGGACUCGUUUCCAUUGGAGCCCAAACCGAUGUUUAAGCAGCAGUUCGUCGUCGAGAAUAGAGAGUUUUUGGGGGAGCUUCAAGAUCUCAAAGCUGUGCAAAGACAAAUCCAACAAGGCGAUGAGGAUGGCUCUCACCUUGUUGAUUUUCACUUCUUAGUAUACCUCUGUAAGAUGGGUGUAUUGAGUGGAGAGGAGCUCGAUCUUCUCUUAAAAUUUGCAAAAGAAAAGAAUUACGACGACUAUUUACACUUAAUUCAAUCCGGCGGAUGGAUGACCCUCUUGACAAUCUUGGAGCAGAGCACCCAUUGA
Molecule: messenger RNA, 1692 nt
Organism: Candidozyma auris
Lineage: Eukaryota; Fungi; Ascomycota; Pichiomycetes; Serinales; Metschnikowiaceae
Gene: NPL4
Product: nuclear protein localization protein 4
Exons: 1
Coding region: 1-1692 (563 amino acids)
Biological process (GO): ubiquitin-dependent protein catabolic process
Cellular component (GO): nucleus
Molecular function (GO): ubiquitin binding; ubiquitin protein ligase binding
Source: RefSeq, a predicted model, not a curated record